Molecule: messenger RNA, 635 nt
Organism: Pyrenophora tritici-repentis Pt-1C-BFP
Lineage: Eukaryota; Fungi; Ascomycota; Dothideomycetes; Pleosporales; Pleosporaceae
Product: ATP-synt-H domain containing protein
Source: RefSeq, a predicted model, not a curated record
AUCUCUACAUCUACCACAUCGCCCUACCCUCCCCUUCAUCCACCGCCCCUUCCACCAUCAACCGCGCGCAAAAACUCCCACCACCCCGUCGCGUCGCCGUACCCUCAAAUCCCAAGCUCCCGACAGCUUCCCCAAACUUCCCUCAAGCUCCCCAAAUCACAAUGGCGAACGGCUGGGCGCCCAUCAUCGGCCUCAUCGUCGUCGUCAUCUUCUGCGCUGCAUCCUGGGUUCUAGCACCAAAGGGCGAAAACCAAACGGUUUGGCGUUCUACGCUUGUGCUUUCGGCGGCUGCCAUGUAUAUCAUGUGGGCGAUCACGUUUCUCGCGCAAUUGCACCCGCUUAUUUCGCCGGUACGGGGCGACUUGCGACCGGAGUUGAAUGGAGGGCGUUAAGGGAAUGGUUUAAGAGGACAAUGGGAAGGGCCGUUGGUUGGACAAGUUGGUUGGCAUGCUGAGAAGCUGCGGCUGAGACGUACUGUGCAACCGUGGCAGAGUCGAACAUGGAAGAUGGAGAUGAAGCAUAUUUCGAGUUUUCAGGCGCAACAUGUGUAUAAUCAGUCUGGCGUAUCACGGACAUGCUUUGUGAAUUUGUAGCCAAUAUGAGAUUCAAUCAAACUGGGGGUAUCAUAUUUACAC